Messenger RNA from Nicotiana attenuata, 1036 nucleotides. RefSeq lists its product as uncharacterized. Gene Ontology annotation, molecular function: protein binding. Lineage: Eukaryota; Viridiplantae; Streptophyta; Magnoliopsida; Solanales; Solanaceae. The record is from RefSeq and is a predicted model, not a curated record. The transcript is spliced from 4 exons. The coding region runs from base 42 to 656 and encodes 204 amino acids.
AUCUCAUAAAUCUGUCUUCUCCCGAAAAGCCCAAUUUGUCGAUGAGUUCACCGAUCGACUGCUUCGAGCGGUUACCCGACUCGCUUGUGCUCCGGAUCUUCGACACUAUCGGCGAUGCCAAAGCUUUGGGUAUUUGCUGUGUGGUUUGUACAAGAUUCCGUUCCCUAGUUCCUGAGGCUGGUUUCUUCGUUUGGCAGAGGGAACUGCCCCGGAAAUACCUGGAUCAUGAGGAUCUCUGGAACGAUGACGAUUUUUUGCCCGACCCCUUCUUCAAGGAGUAUCGUGAUGAAUUUCGCAAAAUUUAUUCUAGAUACUUCCGUCAGAUUAUCCAAAGCCAUGGUUUUGACAUUGACGUCUAUCCCGGUAAUGCCAAGGCAGCUUUUUAUGUACCAUAUCUGGAUUUUGAGAGGGAGGUUGACAUGCUGAUGGAAUUGGCUACUUAUGCUAUCGAGGAAUUUAACAAAACCAGUGUUUACAAGUACAAGGUUAUAAAGAUUGAAACAGUGAACUUUAUGUUGAGUAGAUAUCGUGAAUUUUUCAUGACCGUAAAAGUUGAAAAUCUCACUCUUCGUACACCUUGGGCAACUUUCCGAAUCCGUGCUCGUAAAGGAUUUCAUGGAGAAAAGAUUGUCAGUUUUUGCAGGCCAAAAGUAUAGUUAAUGCCUUAGACGAGGAAGUUGGAAAGGUAGCACUGGAGGCAAGAGGCACUUGAAGAGUAUAUUCAACUGAAAUUGAAGUGGUUGACUUUGAUUUGACCUCUUUUUAGUUGGAUAAUGGAAUUAACUUUAGGAAUGAACAAGCCAUCUUGGAUUGUUAAAGAAUUAUCUUCCUUUACUUUGUUAAGUUAUUUUUGUAAUUCAUCAAGAUAGUCAAUUUAAUAUAGCUAACUUUUCUAUAUGCAUAGGCCAAUUCUCAUCUUUUCUAGUUAAGAGUUGAUUUCAAAUAACUAAAUAGUGACUGUAAGAUAUAUUAUCAGAAAUAUGGUGUCUGUAAGAUAAGAGUUCAAUUUCAUGGUUAAUACAAUCUAUUGAGUCAA